Molecule: messenger RNA, 1845 nt
Organism: Aspergillus steynii IBT 23096
Lineage: Eukaryota; Fungi; Ascomycota; Eurotiomycetes; Eurotiales; Aspergillaceae
Product: CCDC47 family protein
Exons: 3
Coding region: 138-1451 (437 amino acids)
Biological process (GO): endoplasmic reticulum calcium ion homeostasis
Cellular component (GO): endoplasmic reticulum
Molecular function (GO): calcium ion binding
Source: RefSeq, a predicted model, not a curated record
GCCAAGUCGGUCCCCAUCGCUUUUGCGACGAACGUCAAUUCGCCUCUCCCUUCUCUUUCUUUCUCCUCCCGCCACGUUGUCAACCCCGGACGGUUUAGGAGCCUGCUGUCUGAACCUCCCUCCUUUUCCCUUUCGUCAUGGCGAACUUGCUUAAGAAUGUGUUCGGUGGCUCCCAGCCAUCGGGUGCAGCCAAGGUUGAGGAUGACUUCGCCGACUUCGUGAGCGCUCCGAACCCGUCUCCUGCCUCUAUCGUGGCCUCUUCGGCCUCCCCGGUGCCGGCGUUCAACACCCAGGGCGUCGGAGCUGGCGUCCCGUAUACGAAAUGGUACCGGGUGUGGGAGCGGACGUCGCCCAAGGACUUCAUCCAGGAGGCCAUGGUGGCGCCCAUCAUCCUGCUGAUUGUCGUCUUCCAUCUCUGGGGUACGCGGAAGAACCGACGCAAGGCCCGGGACUGGGCCCAGGCUCACGCAUCCGCCCUUCACAGCGAAUUCGCCGUCGUGGGCUUCAACGGCGCCCAGAAGUCGGAGGAUGUCGCCUCGGAGCUGAUUUCCCCGGACUCCUUGUUGAAGGAGAAGACCCCCCAGGAGUUUACCUCGUACGCUACCGGCCGACAGAACGUGGCUUUCGUGGACAUCGCGGUCAAGCUGCCCAAGCGCUACAACCCCGUCACCUACUGGAUGGACUUGGUCUUCGGUUUCCUGUUCGACAGCUGGCAGGCGCCCACCGAGACAUUCGAGGCCGUUGCGUAUACUUUUGAUGGCAAGGAGAAGGACGUGGUUCCCGUUCCUGCCCAGGACACUUCCUCUCUCAAGGUCAACAACUCGACCUACGACAGCUUUAUCUGGGCCGUUGUGCAUAAGAACCAUAUGCGCCAGUUCCGUAAUGAUCGCUACGACGCUUCGAUGACUUUCACCAGGGACAAUGCCAAGCUCCCCCAGUGGGUCACUGUGAUGACUGAGAGUGCCGAGAUCACCGACGCUCUUCUUACCCCGGAAUUGAUCCAGGCCAUUGAGAAGGCCGGCGAGGAUUUCAAGUACCUGAUUGUCACGGACCAGCCUACGGACAAGCCUCUGAAGAUCGAGGAAACUACCCCUAGAAAGCGCAUUCAAGUCUGCACGAGCCUUCCUUCUUCUGCCUCCGGAUAUGCCUCUACGCUGCCCCUGUUCACUCAGUUCCUCCGCUUUGCCGACAAGCUUGUGGCCUCGGCUCACUUCCGUGCUGAGGUGCUGCGCAAGGUCCGAAACGCCCGCGAGGAGGAAAUCAAGAAGCUCCGUCGCGUGGAUGAAGAGGAAAAGGCCGAAGAGCGCAAGUUGGCCGCCGAGAAGAUCAAGAAGGAGGAGCGUGAACGUCUCCUGCGUGGCAUGAGCGCCGACGAGCAGCGCAAGUUCCUCGAUCGGGAGCGCGAGAAGGGACAGCGCCGUUCCAUGAAGCGGUACACCAAGAAGGGUUAAACUUGCUCCGAACCAGACGAAGGAAGGAGAAUCAAGGCGCGGUGGAUGAAAAGCGAUCGGCUUGUAAUGCUACUUUGGCAUACCUUCAUGUAUCAUGUAUUCCUAAUCUAUUUUGGUGAGUGUCUGGGCGGAUCAGGAUGUUAAUAUUGAUUGUGUGGACGAUUACCUUGUCUUCUGCUUAGAAGUGCAGAACUAUCGAAUUGAUGCGUUGAUUAUGGUUACGUUUUCGCGAGUGUCUGGCAGAACUUUCCCUCAGUCUUACUUUCUUUCUCUUCCAUCCCUCCUUCCUUUCGGGUCCAUCGGACUUCACUUGAACUUCAACUCUCGGGUUUGACACGACCCUAAUCAUCAUGCCUGGAUCAAUGUACUCAUUCUAAUUAAACCCCAUUCAUAC